Pelobates fuscus (common spadefoot toad) is the source of this 2089-nucleotide messenger RNA. RefSeq names its product protein shisa-like-1a. The record is from RefSeq and is a predicted model, not a curated record. Lineage: Eukaryota; Metazoa; Chordata; Amphibia; Anura; Pelobatidae. The coding region runs from base 402 to 1058 and encodes 218 amino acids. The transcript has 5 exons.
GUUUUUCUAACAUUUCUUUAAGUAACUUUGCAGGGCAAUCGACAGUAACCAUGAGCAAUGCUGUAUGGAAACUUUAGAGAGAUCUGCCGUAAAUUGAUGAUAACCUAAAGGGGGGGAGAAAAACCAAAGGUUUGUACACCCAGAAUGAAGAGAACACUUUGCUAAUCCUGUGACAAAAGCAGCGGCGAGGUUAAUUAACUGGGCUGCCAGACACUCACACACUUUGGGUUUUGACUCUGUGUGUGGGAGAAGAUGGGGCAAAGGUUGAAACCAGAGAGAGCAACACAGAUCUAUUGCCUGCAAAGUAUACAGCUGGUAGCCUGGCACUGAGAUUGAGAGCCAGCUAGCCCCCUUCCCAAGCGGAAUGGAUCAGCACACUCAUCCAUCACCCAGAGCAGGUAAUGGAUGCAAAAGAUAAUAGUGCUUGCGGUUUCUUUGUAUCUCACUUCCCGCCCCACUGCUCCUGCAAACCAUGUCCAGAGAACAGAACUCCUAAGAAGAUGAAGCGGCUGAAUUCAGCUAACCUGCUUUUCCUGGCUGUGCUGCUGUUCAAUUAUCUCUGGAAAGGCUCCUCUCUUAACGUCCGCACGUGUGAGGGCUACGCAGGAAAAGAUGACGUCUAUCAUUCCGGAUUUCACUGCCCGCGGUUAAGUGAUCCAAAUGAGCACAUAUAUUGCUGUUGGACUGGAAAUUACUCUCUGAAAUAUUGCUGUGACCAGGAAGAAUUUGAAAUUAUCAUGAAGGUGAAUCUGUCGGAAGCACUGUCACCUCAUAUUCACAGGAGUCCCAUUCCAUUGCUUGGCAUUGGCUUCUACGGACUUAUAAUCCUCUCAUUGAUGAUAGUGGAUUUUCUAUAUUACUACAGACUGAACAAGAAUACCUUCUUCAGUAUGCUGAGUAACACCUGGAUUGGGAAGCACUUAUUGUGCUUCUUCUUCACCCGAAACAGGAGAGAAGACACACUGUACGAGAACAAUAGUGCGAGCGAUGUGGCCAAGCGAAGGAUGUCAGAGCACACGAUAUGGGAUAAGCAGAGACCUUUAGAAGGCAGAGUGUGAGCAUUGCCACGAGCUGGGCUAACAUUGAGAGCCUCGCUCAGACUGGUACUGUUUGCUUCCUGAUAAACAUUGCAGGAUAGAACAAUGACAGGAGCUCUAUUAAUACUAUGGUGACAAUCAUGACUGUAAGACUAUGGCUUUAAUAAGAUGCGACGUGUCUUCUCUGCAGGAAGUUUGUCAAAGACCUGAUGCGUUAUUAUUUUUUCAAGCGCAUCCGGCAGGGCAGAUAUAGGGCUUGAUAACACACUUACAAUGAAUGUAUUACUGACACUUAAUAACGCUGUAACGUCAAACAUUACUGUGAAUGCUGUAUUGACGGAAUACGACACUGAAACAGAUGGGUUGGAUGGAACAGGACAAUAACUCAGUACAGGUGGAGGCUGAUAACCUCUGACCUCUAGCAUUAUAGUCAGAGUUGAGUUUACCAUGACAAAGGUAGAUAGAUAGAAGGUAGAGCCUUUCUAUGACAAACAGCAGUGAAACAGGUUGAUAUUUAUACUCGGAGACCUAGAACUGAGUAAUGGAAGCAGCACGCCUCGGUAUACGGUGUCUGCUGCACACCUGGGAUAGCAUUACUGCAGGAUACACAGCGACCACCUGCUUCUGAUCCAUCAGUUCUCCUGGACCAGAUGGAGCUGUCCCAAUUAGAGACCAGAAUCCCAAUUCCUGCAUGUGAGGCGAACAAAAUGCUUCCUUUCUAUGUCCUAGGUUACAAUAAUACAAUGCUAAGGAACAUAUGAUUUGACUACAAGCCCCAUAGUUCAAAGAGGUUAAUUACCAUCUGAGGAUGAUGGGAGUUUUAACCAAAUAGUUACGCAGACAAAUAGAAGAUAUUGCUAUAUUUUGACACAUGUGUGGGCUUUGAGAGCUUCUUUGAAAACUUCUGUAGUUGAUGAGAAGACAUAAAAGAAAAGAAACUUGUUGAGCCUGUACAUUUAUAUUAUCAUCUUUAUAAAGGUGUAUUGUAAAUGUCACCAGGGCCAUCUUUAAUAUUGAUUGGGCCCUGGGCAAGCAUUUGAUGGGGCACCCUG